Messenger RNA from Colletotrichum costaricense, 495 nucleotides. RefSeq lists its product as uncharacterized. Bases 1 to 495 code for a protein of 164 amino acids. The transcript has 4 exons. The record is from RefSeq and is a predicted model, not a curated record. Lineage: Eukaryota; Fungi; Ascomycota; Sordariomycetes; Glomerellales; Glomerellaceae.
AUGAUUGUCGCCUCUCUUCGGCUUCGGACGCGGACAUUGGAGGGUGGAACGGACCUCUUGAACCCUGCGAUGCUCCAAGCCACACAGCAACUCGUCAUCAUCAACUUUUACGACCGCGCUAUCCGUUCAUCACAUCCGAUUACCGGCCUUGGGACGCUGAGCCUCCCGACGGCCCUCGCUGCGGCCCCUGAACCCGCCAGCGGUACAUCGCCAAGGAUCCCGUGCUCUCCUAGUCUAGUCGAUGUGAGACCGCUUCACUGCCGAUUCGCUGCCGAUCUUCUCUGUGUCACCAAACUGCGAGUCUACGAGGGGCGCAAGUCCGUUCUUGAAAGUAUGCGCCCUUCGACCCUCUUCGACACGCAUUCUGUCGCCAUCUCCCUUGUUCUAGUCGCCGUGGCACGUCUGCGUCAAGAUCUGGCCGCAUCAGACGCGGAUUCGACGCUGUCGGUCAGGCGCGGCCGCCUGGCCGCGCUGUCAGCAGAAAAGGGGUCUUAG